Messenger RNA from Eupeodes corollae, 3360 nucleotides. RefSeq names its product exostosin-3 (gene botv). NCBI's taxonomy places the organism in Eukaryota, Metazoa, Arthropoda, Insecta, Diptera, Syrphidae. Bases 201 to 3047 code for a protein of 948 amino acids. The transcript has 4 exons. Gene Ontology annotation, molecular function: glycosyltransferase activity. Gene Ontology annotation, cellular component: membrane. The record is from RefSeq and is a predicted model, not a curated record.
UGUAUAAUCUGAUUUGUGAUGAAGUUUGGACGUUCUUGAGUUUUCCUGUUUAUUUUAUAUCAUUUAUUACAUUGCAUUUUGACAAAAAUCUCUAUCUUUUAAUGAUGGAAACCACAAGCUAAUAUCUUAAACGUUAUAAUCAAUUAAAUUAACAAUGAUGCUUACUUAAGGGAGUAAACAAAAUCCUAUUCCAUAGGAAAAUGAAAAAUCCGAGCAACCUCGAUAACACUAAAGUACUCAGUAGCACUCAAAAUAUUCUUCCAAUGGCAUCAUCUUGGUUCGGUCAUGUUAGGAUCUACAAAAUUAUUUUGAUUUCCUUAGUGUUUUUAUUGGUUUUAACAUUGUUUGUUCACAGAAAUUUAAGAUAUCCCGAGAAUGAUAUUCCAUCAAACAUGGUUCAUAGAUCGCGAUCGCAACUCGAUGCGUAUGAAGAUUUCAGUAGCAUGCGAGCAAGUGAUUUAAAAAUCAGAAUAGAGGAAAUGCUUAGAAUAAAGAAUACUGUAUCAAUUGAGCUUAGGGAACUUGAAUCCCGACGCCAAAAACUUCAAUCUGAUAUUGGUAAGUACAAUCAAAAAAUCGAAGACCUAAAGCAGGAGCUGCUUCGGGAACAGACGGAGUUAGAGCGACUUAAAAUCUCGGUUGAGCAAGCUCAAGUCGCUCAACGAGAAGCUGUUCAACGAAAUACCCCUGAUUUGGCCUUACCCAAAGCCAUAUAUCCAAAUUCAUAUUCGAAAAUAAGCAGCCCUUUGCCAAGGCAUGCUGUUGCCAGCUGUGAAAUGCACAAUUGCUUCGAUCACUCGCGGUGUAGCCUGACUUCGGGAUUUCCGGUCUAUCUUUAUGACCCCGAUAAGUACAGCGUACUUAACGCUGGCUAUGAUAUUGAUGGUUUCCUAAAAACAACAAUAAAACAAACACUUGGGUAUAAUGCACACAUUGUAAGGGAUCCGAAGAUUGCCUGUAUUUAUUUGGUCCUUGUCGGAGAGGCAAUGUUCGAAAAUGAUGUGGUUAAAAGCAAUCGGUAUCCAGCAAAAGACUCAGCGGAACAGAAUUCCAUCAAAAAACAGUAUCCUUUAGACAUGGCUAAAUUAUAUAAACUUCCAUUCUGGGGAGGCGAUGGAAAAAAUCAUGUUCUUUUAAAUCUCGCACGCCGGGACUUAAAUUCGUUUGGAUCAAACAUUAACGAACAGAAUACAAUGAAAGCUAUUGUUGUUCAAUCAUCAUUCGACCGCCACAGAUUCCGAAGAAGUUAUGAUUUAGUUGUUCCUCCUGUUCUUGGGCCACCAGGAGGAGAUGUUUGGCAGGAAUGUGCGGUUAUGGUUCCAGCCCGUCGGCUCUAUUUAUUAACUUUUCAAGGCGAAAUGCGUCCUGCUUUAAAAAAUCCUGUUGAGAAUUCAUUAGACGAAUUUAUUUUAGAAUAUUUGAAUGACAUGUCUCAAGGAUCAACGCAAGAUAAGUUUUUAAUUCAGUUUGAAUGCAUACCUGCAACUGAACAGCAUGAACAAUAUUCACAAAGCGAUUGGGUCCUAUGCGGAACGGAUUCUUCACGAAAAAAUGUAUUAAAGGAUUCUACAUUUGCUCUUAUAUUGCCACCUCCGGGUGGAAAUCGGCUAAGCUCAACACUAAUGCUGGCAAGAUUGUAUGAAAGCUUACGCUCUGGGGCGAUUCCUGUUAUAUUGGGGGCUGACGAAGUUCGUCUGCCAUAUGAGGAUACAGUUGAUUGGAAGAGAAUUUCUUUAAUGAUGCCAAAAGCUCGAAUUACGGAGUUACAUUUCUUGUUGAGAGCCGUGCAAGAUGCAGAUUUACUAAUGAUGCGUCGUCAAGGUCGAUUAAUAUGGGAACGAUAUCUAAGUUCUGUUCAAGCAACAGUAGAUACAGUAAUUGCGAGCUUACGAGAUCGGCUUGGAAUACCACCUAGACCUGUUCCAGCGAUUAUAGCACAAUCCGUAUUCAACAAUACUUUUAUUCCACUGAAAUCAGAUCCUCCUGUGCUUGAUACAGAACCGGAAGAGUCUUUGGGGCCAAUUGAACCACCAUAUCCUAGUCCCCAAUUUCGAAGAAACUACACAAUCCUGAGAACGCAGUCGCGAGAAUCUUGGAAUGAUUGGGUCGAUCCUUUCUACUUGUAUCCUCAGUUACCAUUUGAUCCAGUUUUGCCAUCUGAGGCAAAGUUUCUGGGUUCCCAUAUGGGUUUUCGUCCAAUAGGAAAAGGAAGUGGAGGAGCAGGGAAGGAGUUUAGCGAGGCAUUGGGAGGGAACUAUCCUCGAGAACAAUUUACAAUUGUAAUGCUGACUUACGAACGCGAACAAGUAUUAAUGGAUUCACUGGGCCGUCUGUACGGUCUUCCAUAUCUUCAUAAAGUUGUCGUUGUAUGGAAUUCGCCAAAAUCACCUCUAGAUGAUCUUCGUUGGCCGGAUAUUGGAGUUCCCGUGUCUGUGGUUCGUGCACCGCGCAAUUCUCUUAACAAUCGAUUUCUUCCUUUCGAUGUAAUUGAAACUGAAGCUGUACUUUCUGUUGAUGAUGAUGCUCAUUUACGUCAUGAUGAAAUACUGUUUGGUUUUCGAGUUUGGAGAGAGCAUAGAGAUAGGGUGGUUGGAUUUCCUGGGCGUUUUCAUGCUUGGGAUUUGAACACUAAUCACAACUGGAAUUACAAUUCCAACUAUAGCUGUGAGCUUAGCAUGGUUUUAACCGGAGCUGCGUUUGUACACAAGUAUUACUUGUAUCUAUAUUCGUAUUAUCUACCCCAAGCUAUUCGCGAUAAGGUCGAUGAAUACAUGAAUUGUGAGGAUAUUGCUAUGAAUUUCUUGGUUUCGCACAUAACAAGGAAACCCCCGGUCAAAGUAACCUCAAGAUGGACCUUCCGCUGUCCUGGUUGUCCAGUAUCGUUGAGUGAAGAUGACACACAUUUUCAGGAGCGUCACAAAUGCAUCAAUUUUUUUACCCAGGUUUUCGGAUACACGCCUUUAUUGAAUACUCAAUAUCGGGCUGAUUCAAUACUUUUCAAAACGCGAAUACCACACGAUAAGCAAAAGUGUUUUAAGUAUAUAUAAAUGAAAAGUAUUCCUAAAGUAAUGUAAACAGAUACAAGUAGGUAGAUGCUGAAAGAAAAUCUAGUUGUAAAAGUCUUGGUCAUGAUUUGUUAUUUUAAUUUUAAAUAUAGUACCUAAUUAUUUUAAGCAUAAAGCAAGCAAACUAGUUUUGAUAAGCCAUAAAAUUAAUUUAUCAAAUAAAUGCAAUUUUUAGCGUAGUAAGAUUUAUUUUUAACUUCUGUAAUUUUUAGAUUUAAUUUUUAAAUCAGUCAAACUACACACAAGACGAUUGUAGAUUUGUAUGAUUUUAUUAAAUAAAAAAGAAAAUACUUAA